GAGGAGGGAAGGAGGAGGAACGCGGUAGUGCGGCAACCACUUUGCCCGCAAAGGGGGUGUCGGAGGCCCCCCGGGACAGGGUGUCGUGGAGGGCUAGAGGCCCUGGCGGGUGGCGCCGUGGCGGGACGGCGGAGUGGGCACGGGCGCGCGCAACCGUCCAGCGGCCGCAGCAGCAGAAGAAGCUCGAUGAGCAUCGGAAUAAGAAGCAGGAGACGCAGCAGCCACAUGAGAAGCGGCAACAGGAACAGCAAAAGCAGCAGCAGCAGCGGCAGAAGCAAACAGAGGCGCGGGAGAAGCAAGAUAAGCAGCAGCAGCAACAGCAACAGAUGACAACCUCAGCUUACAAGGUCACGACCCCUACAUCUGCAGUUGCAACGCCACGGGUCAGGACUCCAAGCUCCCAGGUUGCGACUUCCGCCCCACCGCCUCUGAGAGCCGACGAUGAGGUGGGGAUGGAAUCAUGGCCGACGAUGACCUCGCUGCCCUGGCGCCCGACCAGCAGGCCUUUGACAGACUUCUCUGUGCCUCGGCAGGCCUUCGGUCAACCUUCUCCACCCGGAACUCCAGGUCAGAGCCAGGUCUACGGCAAGAUCCCACCACCGACUCAAAGCGCAAACUCCAAAAGACCUACACCAGCUCGGAACCAAAACUCCAGCAGGCCUUCUCCACCAGUACCUCCAGCUCAGAGCCAGACCUCCGGCAAGAUCCCACUACCGACUCAAAGCGCAAAUUCCAGAAGACCUACACCAGCUCGGAAUCAAAACUCCAGCAGGCUUUCUCCACCCCCACCUCCAGCUCAGAGCCAGACCUCCGGCAAAAUCCCACCACCGACUCAAAGCGCAAAUUCCAGAAGACCUACACCAGCUCAGAACCAAAACUCCAGCAGGCCUUCUCCACCAGUACCUCCAGCUCAGAGCCAGACCUCCGGCAAGAUCCCACCACCGACUCAAAGCGCAAACUCCAGAAGACCUACACCAGCUCGGAACCAAAACUCCAGCAGGCCUUCUCCACCCGGACCUCCAGCUCAGAGCCAGACCUCCGACAAGAUCCCACCACCGACUCAAAGCGCAAAUUCCAGAAGACCUACACCAGCUCGGAACCAAAACUCCAGCAGGCACAUACCGAUUCAAAGCCAUGCCUCGAGCAGGUCUCCAGUACCCAUUUCUCCACCUCGAAGCCAGGGGUUCGGUAGGGCUGCGUCACCCAUGUCUACACCGCGCGAGCAGACCUUCAGCGAGCUAUCGCCAGAUCAGCACCAGACCAUCAACAGGACUCUGCCAGUCAUCUCUCCACCACAAGCUCAGCGGCAGUCCUCCAGUAGACCAUCGGCAGUUCAGGACAAGACCUUCAACAGGAUCUCCCCACCCAACUCACCAGCAGCUCAGAGUCAGGGCGCCAACAGGACUUCGCCCAUCUCUUCACGAGCUCAGAACCAGUCCACCAGUCGACCAUCAGGAGUUCAAAACCAAACCGUCAACAGGACAUCUCCGUCCAUGUCUUCCGCAUAUCAAAACCAGACUGCCAGUAGAUUUUAUCCGCCCAUAUCUCCACCUCAAAGUAAGGCCUUCGACAGGACGUCUCCACCUCAACGAAAGACACCUAACAGAUCUUCUCAACCCAUCUCUACACCUGAUAGCCAGACCUCCGGUAACCGUUCACCACCCAUUUCUCCACCUGCUCAAAGCCAGCCCUUCAGCAGGUCUUCAGUAGCUCAAAAUCAGACCUCCAGUAGACCUUCUUUACCCAUCUCUUCACCAGUCCAAACCCAGAAUUCCAGUAGAUCUUCUCCACCCAUCUUUCCACCAAUCCAAAGCCAGACCUCCACUAGAUUAUCUCCACCCAUCUCUCCACCAAUCCAAAGUCAGAAUUCCAGUAGAUCUUCUCCACCCAUCUCUCCACCAGCGCAAAGCCAGACCUCCGUCAGACCUUCACCAGUUCAAAGCCAGACUUCCAUUAGAUCUUUUCCACCCAUCUCUUCACCAGUUCAAAGACAGACCUCCUGUAGACCUUCUCCACCCAUCUCUUCACCAGUCCAAAGCCAGAAUUCCAGUAGAUCUUCGUCACCCAUCUCUCCACCAGCUCAAAGCCAGACCUCCGUCAGACCUCCACCAGUCCAAAGCCAGACCUCCAUUAGAUCUGCUCCACCCAUCUCUCCACCAAUCCAAAGCCAGACCUCCACUAGAUUAUCUCCACCCAUCUCUUCACCGUUCCAAAGUCAGAAUUCCAGUAGAUCUUCUCCACCCAUCUCUCCACCAGCUCAAAGCCAGACCUCCGUCAGACCUUCACCAGUCCAAAGCCAGACCUCCGUCAGACCUUCACCAGUCCAAAGCCAGACCUCCGUCAGACCUUCACCAGUCCAAAGUCAGACCUCCAGUAGAUUAUCUCCACCCAUCUCUCCACCAGUUCAAAGCCAGACCUCCAGCAGACCUCCUCCACCCAUCUCUCCACCAGCUCAAAGCCAGACCACCGCCAGACAAUCGCUACCAGUGCCCCGACCCCCGCAUUCCCACAAAGCCCCGACCUCUUCCUCCUCCACCACCUCCACCCCCCGCGCUCCGUCGGCUCGCGUCCCACUGGCGGUGGACACCAGGGCCGUGUGGAGUCGCUGGGGAAGCUCUCUGGAGCUGCCGUGCUGGCCACGCGGGCUACGGGCAGCAUCAUCGGCAUUGGCGGUGGCGACGGCGGCAUCGCCACCUGCGGUGUCGUGGAUCUUGCCGGAUGGGACGAUGCUCGGCGGGUCUCCGCGCCGCACCGCGUGGUUCUUCGGAGGCCGUUUCUCCAUCUGGCGGGGAGACGGAGGUCUCCGGGUGCGGGCGGUGAGGGUGUCUGAUGCUGGAGUGUAUGAGUGCGUGGCCCCGACGGGCAUGGGCAGGGUCAACCAGAGGAUUGCCCGCGUCCUCCUCAACGUCGUCACCAUUGACGGGGACGAUGGAGACGAUGAUGAUGGUGGUGGUGAUGUUGAUGGUGAAGAUGAUGGUGGUGGUGAUGAUGGUAGUGAUAUUGAUGGUGGUCUUCAUGGAGAUAUUGGCAGUGAUGGUGGUGGUGACAGUGUGUCGGUGGUGCUGGUGGUAGUGCUGUUGGUGCUGCUAGUGCCCGUGGUAGUGCUAGUGUACCGCUGCUGGUACCGCUGCUGGUACCACUGCUAG
Messenger RNA from Petromyzon marinus (sea lamprey), 3146 nucleotides. The record is from RefSeq and is a predicted model, not a curated record. NCBI's taxonomy places the organism in Eukaryota, Metazoa, Chordata, Hyperoartia, Petromyzontiformes, Petromyzontidae.